AUGCGUUUGAUAAAUAAAGAUAUUAACGGUCCAGUCUUAGGUAUCAAAGACCGUUUAAAUUUCGAUUUAUUUCCGGUUGACAAUCCUAUUGAUAAACUUCUUGAUAAUAAAGAAAAUUCUGAUUGA
Messenger RNA from Entrophospora sp. SA101, 126 nucleotides. The record is from the annotation of a GenBank genome assembly. NCBI's taxonomy places the organism in Eukaryota, Fungi, Glomeromycota, Glomeromycetes, Entrophosporales, Entrophosporaceae.